Molecule: messenger RNA, 549 nt
Organism: Guyanagaster necrorhizus
Lineage: Eukaryota; Fungi; Basidiomycota; Agaricomycetes; Agaricales; Physalacriaceae
Product: 21 kDa subunit of NADH dehydrogenase
Exons: 4
Coding region: 1-549 (182 amino acids)
Source: RefSeq, a predicted model, not a curated record
AUGGCCACCAAGAAGGCGGCGGAAUCGACGCUCUACCAUCUCAGUCCCAAGGGAUUUUGGAAGAAAUUUCGCAAGUUGAGCGCCUAUUUUAUCUGUGAUGCGGUGGUCGUGAAUCCCGAAAUAUCGACUGGUCUGCCCUUGUCCGAGCUCAACCGAUACCCUUCACCCGCGUCCAGGCCAGAGAAGUACUCGAGCCCGGCUACCAGAGCCUCUGACAUUGCCGAGAAUCCCUACUGGAAGCGGGAUGUCCGACGUGCGUAUCCCCAGCUGUCGGUCAUGACUCAGACAGAGCUUUCCACGUUGCUCAUCGAGCACUCUGCUUCCCAAGCUGUUGCCGCACCCACUGAGGGCGAGCAGGCCGUAGCAGCACCAAAGCCAGCUAUGGAACUUUCUGCGGCCAUUGUGACGAUUACAGCGACGAACAAGAUCUUUUCAGAGUCUAGCCUGCCUCCCAGCCUGCCUAUCCCUCACAAACGCUGGAGGCCAGUGCGGUCGCCCGAUGCCCCCCACCCGCCGUAUUCCUAUUUCCCAAUGUUAUUGUACAAGUAG